Knipowitschia caucasica is the source of this 1356-nucleotide messenger RNA. NCBI's taxonomy places the organism in Eukaryota, Metazoa, Chordata, Actinopteri, Gobiiformes, Gobiidae. The record is from the annotation of a GenBank genome assembly.
AUGUUUCAGUGUAAGCGCUGCAGGUACAGAACACACAGCGUCUUCGACAUGCUUCUGUUUCUUUUCAUCACUGGAAUUGUCCUUAUUCCACAAGCUUUUUCACUCAAAUGUAAAGAGUGCAGCGUAUCUGGGGGCACGUGUGAUGGCUCGGAGAUCCAGUGUCCGGCUGAGUCCACUGAUUGUGUGGUCAUGAAGAUCUUUAACUACAAGGGAAACACACUGGAGUCUGACAGCCUGAUAAAGGCCUGCUCCAAGCCUGACCACUGCAAGGAAGCAGCCUUCAACUUUGGGAUCCUGAGGACAUUUGCAACAAGCAGCUGCUGCCGCACAGACAACUGCAACACAAUGCAGCCGCCACAGGCGGACCUGAAACCCAACCCCAACGGGAAGAAGUGUUUCCGCUGCGAUGGGAAGGGGGACUGUACCGGGACACUGAACUGUGACAACCAGCAGACCUACUGCGCCACUGGCAAAAUCGGAGAUGAAAUUGUCAAAGGCUGUGCCACCAAGAGCUUGUGUGUGGAUCCUUCUCCGCUGCUGUUGUCCAAAAUAAGGCCUCUGGAUUGCUGUGAGGGAGACUUCUGCAACGGGAGCACAAGCAUCAGCACCAAUCUCCUGCUGAUCUCCACCAUGUUUGUCACAGCAGCUGCAGCAGUAGUGAGACAACACAAAGUUCUUCAGAGGGAGUGGUUUCAGAGGAUAAAAGCUCCAUGGGGCAGCAGACGCACCAGAGACACCAUCUCCAACAUGCAUCUGUUCAUCCUCACCGCCGUGCUCCUGCUGCUGCCACAAGCUUCAACUCUGAAAUGCUCCGAGUGCACAGGCAACAGUGGCUGCACUGAAAUGCAGUGUGCGGCUGACAAGAAUCGAUGUGGAGCACUCCGGAUGAGCACUUACGCUGGAAGCACGGAACUCACCGACAUAACAAUCAAAUCCUGUAUUGCACCGCAUGACUGCGUCCAAGGCUCAAUGAACUUGGGAGUGACAAGAGUUGUUAGCGACUGCUGCAGUACAGACAUGUGCAACAACAACAAAACUCCAGGUCUCCAAAAGACUACGCCCAACGGGAAGAAGUGUUAUGUCUGUGACGUAAGCGGAGACUGCAGCGCCACCUUGAACUGUGAGGGGAAUGAAGACCAGUGCCUCAAAUCCACAGUGGCAGCUGCAGGUGAGACCAUGACCAUGAAGGGCUGUAUCUCCAAGAGCCUGUGCCAGUCCAGCAGCAUACAGAUCCCAGGCAUGAGCACCGACAUCCACUGCUGUGAGGGCAACCUCUGUAACGGAGUGAGUGGGGUCAGUGCCAGCCUCCUGGUGCUGGCCACAACACUGAUCUCAUUCCUGCUGCUCUCCAACUGA